GGUGAUGGUCAGUUUGGUUUUGAUUUGGAGAGGUAACAAUGGGAGAGACGGUGAGUAACAAACAGGUGAUUUUAAAGGAUUCCGUCACCGGAAUUGCAAAGGAAUCGGAUUUUGAAGUGACGACUUCCACCAUUUGCUUGAAGCUUCCAGAAUCUUCUGGGAAAGGAGUUUUGGUGAAGAAUCUCUGCUUAUCUUGUGAUCCGUACAUGCGAAUUCUCAUGACCAAAACCGAUCUUUACUUCCCCAUUGAUUUUUACACUCCAGCUUCGGUGAUAUUUGGGUAUGGAGUAGCAAAGGUAUUGGAAUCAGGUGAUCCAAAUUUGAAAGAAGGUGAUUUGGUUUGGGGAGUAACUGGUUGGGAAGAAUAUAGUGUAAUUGAAGACCCACAAAAGCUCUUCAAAAUUCACCAUUCUGAUGUCCCACUUUCAUAUUACACUGGAAUUCUUGGUAUGGCAGGUAUGACUGCAUAUUUUGGAUUCUAUGAUGUGUGUUGUCCCAAAAAAGGAGAAUAUGUGUUUAUUUCAGCUGCUUCGGGUGCUGUUGGUCAGCUUGUUGGCCAAUUUGCUAAGUUAUUAGGUUGCUAUGUUGUUGGUGCUGCUGGUACUCAACAAAAGAUUGAUCUCCUAAAAAACAAGUUGGGAUUUGAUGAGGCUUUCAACUACAAGCAAGAAUCUGAUUUGAAUGCUGCAUUGAAAAGAUACUUCCCAAAAGGCAUUGAUAUAUACUUUGAAAAUGUUGGAGGGAAAAUGCUGGAUGCAGUUCUGGGGAACAUGAGAGCCCAUGGAAGAAUUGCAGCUUGUGGAAUGAUAUCACAGUACAAUCUUGAGAAGCCAGAGGGAGUACACAACUUACUAAACAUUAUUUUGCAGCGACUUCGUGUCCAAGGCUUUGAGGUUUUUGAUUACUACCAUCGCUAUUCUGAGUUUUUGGACGCUGUUUUGCCUCUCAUUCGAGCCCAAAGGCUUACUUAUGUCGAGGACAUAGCUGACGGCCUCGAUGCUGGCCCUGCCGCUCUCGUCGGCCUCUUCUCUGGCCGCAAUGUCGGGAAGCAAGUCGUUGCUGUGGCGGCUGAAUCAUGAAUAUAAUUUGAGUUCAGAAACUUCUUCAUUGCAAAACAUUUUGCUUUCAUGUUUGGUGUGUAUUGUCAUUGUAAACCCUUGCAUGCAAAUCCAUGUCAACCUCUUUAGAGGAGCUAAAAUUUGUUGAUUAAUGAGUUAUGCAAGGUAGAAAAUAACAAGUUUUUUAAGUGGUUUUUUAUUGGGUUUUUUGAAAAUUUAAAGGCCCAAUGGUAUUAUUGUAAUUAUUGAGCAAUGGCAAACUUAUAAUUAUCCCUAUCUUCUCCAAAAUUAGGGCAUUUUCGUUUUAUCUUAUUAGCUGAAGAGAAAAUUGAGAGAAGCAGCCGACUUGGACUUGAAGAUAGAUCUGUAGCCAUCUGAAAGGGAGAGUCGAAAGCCGUCUGAAGCAAUCCGUCCACCGUUGUCUAUGGGUGACGAGUUCUGACGUGAGCGAGCGUCCGCGGCGGUGGCGUGGGUGUCCGGCAAGAUUGUGGGUGUCGGCUUCGUGGAAGUGCAGCUGCCGGUCGAAGAGCCGCUUGGCUGGACGGUGGGAGCAGCAGUCUAUUAGAUCCGGUUUAGCGCGUGGGUUUGCUUGCAGAUCUAGUUUUGGUGGUCCGCCGGUCAGAGGCGGGUAGCACACUAUUUUGGGCUGUUUAGCAGUGGGUUGUUCUCAGUUUUCAGAGGUGACGUUGUGUGUGGGUCUCUCUCGGUAUCAGUUGAUAUUGAAAUUACAAAUUGGUGAUUUCGUUGAUUUUCUGUAAUUUGUAAAUUCCUUUAAUGUUCAUUAAUAAAUUAAUUCAA
Messenger RNA from Benincasa hispida (wax gourd), 1856 nucleotides. Its product is annotated as 2-alkenal reductase (NADP(+)-dependent)-like. Lineage: Eukaryota; Viridiplantae; Streptophyta; Magnoliopsida; Cucurbitales; Cucurbitaceae. Gene Ontology annotation, molecular function: 2-alkenal reductase [NAD(P)H] activity. The record is from RefSeq and is a predicted model, not a curated record.